AUAAACAGCAUACAAGCUAAAUAACUGGUUAGAAAAAAUUAAAUUGUCAGCAUUCAAAGCUGUCAGGUUUUAGAGGGAAGUCGGUGACUAGCUAGCUAACCGCGACAUUAACUGCUAAGUGAAAGUGUCAAUUAUUAAACAGUUUGGGUCAGUUUCUGUGUACAACGAAGUAAACGGCUUAAGUUUAAGUUGUUGAGAGUCCUCAUUUAGCGUUAGAUAAUAUUUGGUCAUCCUCAGCUAGGUGACGUGAUGGACUUUGUUGCUGGAUGCAUGGGAGGUGCUGCCGGGGUCUUGGUUGGACACCCAUUUGACACAGUUAAGGUGAGACUGCAGGUCCAGUGUGUGGAUCGACCUCUUUACCGUGGCACCUUUCACUGUUUCCAGUCCAUUAUUCGGCAGGAGACGGCUUUUGGUUUGUAUAAAGGCAUUGGAUCCCCCAUGAUGGGCCUUACAUUCAUCAAUGCUAUAGUGUUUGGUGUCCAGGGGAACACCAUGCGUCUGCUGGGACAUGACACACCAAUGAACCAGUUUCUUGCUGGUGCAGCAGCAGGUGCCAUUCAGUGUGUCAUCUGCUGCCCCAUGGAGCUGGCUAAAACCCGCAUGCAAAUGCAGGGUACUGGAGAGAAGAAGUCUUCUAAGAAGAUGUACAAGAACUCCGCUGACUGCUUGGCGCGCAUCUACAAACGGGAGGGUCUAAGGGGGAUAAACAGAGGCAUGGUGACUACACUUAUUCGUGAGACACCUGGCUUUGGAGUGUAUUUCCUGGCCUAUGAUGUGCUGACGCGCAGCCUUGGCUGUGAGCCUGACGAUCGUUACUUGAUCCCCAAACUUCUGUUUGCUGGGGGCAUGGCUGGUAUUGCCUCCUGGCUCUCCACAUACCCCGUGGACGUGAUCAAAUCACGGCUCCAGGCAGAUGGAGUGGGUGGAGUCAACCAGUACAGCAGCAUUGCUGACUGUGUACGGCAGAGCGUAAGGAGAGAGGGUUGCAUGGUGUUUACACGAGGCCUCACCUCCACACUGCUGCGAGCCUUCCCUGUGAAUGCAGCUACCUUUGCUACAGUCACCCUUGUCCUCAUGUACGCUCGGGGGCCGGAGCAAGUACCACAAGACUGCGAGUCAGCUCAGCCAAGCCACCGCGCACAGAUACAGCAACAGGUCCAACCCUCCAGCCUGUGAGAGUGGAGGCCUCACCAUCAACCUGGGCACUUUACAAGAACAUGGAAAGAGAAAAUACAUGAACCCUUUAUUACCAUUUGACUCAGUUACACAUCAAAUCAGUCAUUCCCAGUUUUUAGUCAUAAAAAAGAUGGUUUAUAUUAAACGAUGGUUUUUACUUUAUCAAUAAGGAAACAAAGGAGAAGCUUAUUUAUUUUUUUAGGAAUAAUUUAAGUUUCAGGUUUGCAAACUUUGAAAAGGGAUGGUGUUACCUCCAAUAAGAUGAGUUAUAGGAGCUGUGAGAUUAGCAAAAGCUUUCGGUAACAGCUUUUAUGACUAUUCUUGUAAGAUUUUAACUUGUUCCUGAGCCACAAAACUGAGGGUGUGGCUGGGUAGUGUACACACAUGUAAAAUUGAUAGCUCUGUUUUACAUAUAUAUCUAUAUAUAUCUAUAUACACACAUACAUAUUUGAUUUUGAGUAAUUUGUCGCGACAUAUUCUGCCUUAUAAUAUGAAUAGUGUUAUUUUGUGUAACAAACCUGUAGCACAUGUUUGUAUUUCAACUAUUUCCUCUGAAGAGUCAAGUGAGAAGGAAUGUAGCAUGUGAUAAGAUUGAGAACUUAUCACUUUUGUCUGCUUUUAAACCAAAACACACAUUGCAGCUAUAAUCCGAUCAUCACUAAAGCACUAUCAGUCCAUGUAGCCCAUGUUAAUAACCAGCAUGGACAAAAGUCUUCUGGUCUGAAGGGCUCUUCGGGGACUGAAUGCAAAGUGUCGGUGUAUGAAUCAGGAUUGCAGGCAGCAUUAUUGUUUUGUCUUGUUUGGCAUGUUGAGUUUUACCAAAUAAUGUGAAGUUCUAUCAUUUUAAUUUUACUGCUGUAUUAAAAGCUUAAACUGGAAGUGGAACGUAGCCCUACAUGUGACACUGUGUUUGUUCCACUGUUUUAUUUAAAUGUUUAAAUUGAAUUUUAUUCUAUUCUGUGGAUGUCGCCACUGAAUACUGUUUUUCAGCACAGUUGAAAGUGAUACAUGUUACAGUUGUCAGUUGAGUUUUUUGUCAACAUUAAUGUGCAACUGAGGCCGCUGUCCCCUUGGGCACACUUUGUUCAUUUGUGACAGUUUAACUCUGAGGUUCCUUAAACUGCAUUCUGGUUUUGAGAAACUGCAAUAUACUGCUUUUGAUUUAUGACCAUAUAUGAACUCAGAAACACUGGAAUGUUUUGAUAAUUAUCAGCCUGCUGUAUGAGAGGUUGCCAGCUACUGCCUUGAUAAAACUGGAUGAUUAUUAAAAAGAAAACUUGGAGUUGUUAAA
This is a messenger RNA of Monopterus albus (swamp eel), 2467 nucleotides long. RefSeq names its product solute carrier family 25 member 29 (gene slc25a29). NCBI's taxonomy places the organism in Eukaryota, Metazoa, Chordata, Actinopteri, Synbranchiformes, Synbranchidae. Gene Ontology annotation, cellular component: mitochondrion. Gene Ontology annotation, biological process: mitochondrial L-ornithine transmembrane transport. Gene Ontology annotation, molecular function: high-affinity L-arginine transmembrane transporter activity. The transcript is spliced from 4 exons. The record is from RefSeq and is a predicted model, not a curated record. The coding region runs from base 250 to 1176 and encodes 308 amino acids.